UCUGUUCGGAAAUGGUUUUGUCUGGAUUAAUGAGUUCUGUAACCUGCUGUGCUGAGGUGGGAUGUCAGAAAGGACAUUUUCAUAUGUCAUUUUCAUAUUUCUGAUGAUUUGGAUUUGACUGAGCCUGUUGGUCUGACAAGGCAUGGCUGGGAAGCCUUUCCGGGCCACCUAUAUCUGGAGCAGCAUCAUCUCCAAUCUUCACACUCAUGUGGAGGUCAAGCGCCGGCGCCACAACCUCAAGUCCUACCAUGACUGCUUCCUGGGCUCAGAAGCCGUGGAUGUGGUGUUGACACACAUCACCCUGAACCGUUUCUUUGGCGAUGAGGCAGUGCCUCGCUACAAGGCGGUCCGUCUUUGUCAGGCCCUGAUGGACUCGAGGGUGUUUGAGCCAGUGGGCAUUAAAGUAUUUGGGAAGGAAAAGAAGCGAGCAACGUUUGAGGACAGUAGUUGCAGUUUGUACAGGUUCCUGAGCCCAACAACCAGCUCCUCAUCAUGUCUGACCAACACCAACUCUCACUCCACUAGUACCAUCGAGAGUGGCUACGACUCACCGAGCAUGAACAGGACCAAGAACAGCUAUAGUCCGUCACGUGAAAGACAAGAGGUGCUGAGCUACUCCACCCACUCCCCCGUAAAAACAGACAAAUCACUGGAGGACGUGCUGGGAAACCUCAACCUGAGCUCAACCAUCACCCCUCAGAUGAUCAACCUCGGCCUCUCACAAGAGCUUGUGGAUGAGGUGUGGCAUCAGCAGGGGGUGUUCAGGCUGUUGCAGCUGAUAGAGCUCCCCCUACUGGAGAACUUGUUAGAGGGCAAGGACGCAUCUCGGCCUCCCCUGCAUGGAAUGGACAGUGACCCAGAUCUGUUGUAUACAUCAAGCUACUUAGACCGAGAGGUCCUCAAGGCCUUCAGUGAAGCGCAGGCUGAUGAGUGGAUGUCAGGGGCAGUGGACUGUCUAGAGUUUCUGCCUGAUGAGCUAGUGGUUGAGGUCAGUCGAGGUUUGGCUGGCUGUGCAAACGACCUGCUCCAGUGUAAGAGGCUGCUCUAUGAUGUCCUGGCUCAGCAUUAUGGACACACACAACAGCCACCGCUGCUCAGCAACCAUGUUUUUGACAUUCACUCUGGCAUCUCGGAGUUACUCGUGAACGGCAAGCAAGAGCAAGCUCUGGAGGCUCUGCAGCUGAGCCUGAAGCUGCAGGACUCUCGCAGCAGGGAGGAGCUACGCAGGCUCCUGAGAUUCAUGGCUACUGCAGCCAAACCACAGGAGGUCAGACUGCACAAAGAGAUUGAGAACAGAAUGGCGGUGAAAAGGUCUUUCUCAAAUGCCAUCGUCUACAGCAGAAGACUCUCCAAAGGAAAGGUGGACUUGAUGGUUCUGUUCAUGAUGGAUAACCACUGUGAUCUUUUCAAAAUUCCUGUUUCAUUGCACAAGAUGGUCAGUGACAGAAUAACGAAUAUUGUGAAAGGGAAGGAUCCAGAUACGGCGACAGGGUCGACAUACUGCACAAGACUGAGUGCUAAGGCCUAUUCAGAAAAUGCACAAAAAACCACAAAAGAAGAACUUUGGUCCUUACUCCGGACAAUCCAUGAGAACCCUAAUCUCUCCAUCAAAGAAAAGAGACGGCUGCUGGGACAGUUUUAUAAAGGCCAUCCAGAGAUUUUUGUUCAAUACUUUGGAAAUAGAUUGUCCAGCAUCAACAUGUUGCUACAAUAAUAUUUAUUAGUUUAAAAAAAAUACCAUGUAUUAUAAUGUAAAAAGAUGUAGAUGUAAUAACGAAAUCUGAAGAGACAAUGUGUGGAAUAGUACGUGGAUUUCAUUUGCUUGUAUGUAAAUAGUUUAAACUACUGAAAAAGAAUGUGAAUUUUAAUUGUUUAAUAAGCUGCAAUAUUUAAGGACAUACUGUCUUAAUGUUUUUUAGAUAUUUUUUUGGUGCAGGACACUAACAUUAAAUGUCCUUGUCAGGUUUAUGUAAGACUGUUACUUUCCUAGAAUGAGAAAAUGAACGACAACACAAAUGUGUGUGUGUUUUUUUUUUUUUUUAUGUUUUCACAAUGCAAUGUCUUGAUGGCAUUCUGUGUCUGCCGCCAGUAAGGACAAGUCUGUAUAUUGCUUUUCAAUGGACGUAUUCUUUGUGCUUGUGCAAUAGGAACAGUGUUAGCAAUAAGAAAUGUGUCUGUACAUGUGGUUUCUGGUGUACAGUGCGAUGCACAGUCUGAGGAACCAUCAAACGGAAAUUUGAACCUGGAAAUCUGAAAGUCUAAUGAUGUGCUGUAGUAAACAGUCAGAGACAUUCAUGAGAAUCAGCCCUCUGGGGUUUUGUGUUUGUUGCUACAAAUCAGAAAAACAGAUGUUUGUAAGUUGUUGUUUUUUUUCUUCUUUGACUGAAAACCUUAGCUGUGUUUUAGCGGCAUUUUAAAGGUUCUGUUUCAAAUAAGGUUUUUGUCCUCCUUCUAAUCAGCUGAGGAAAUUGCUUCCACAUUUCUAGGUGACAAAAGCAUUCCUGGUUUAACUUUAAACCACACACACAACGUGUUUGUAUUUUGCCAACUCUUAAUAAAAGUCAGCUGGAAUUGUCUAACA
Molecule: messenger RNA, 2581 nt
Organism: Toxotes jaculatrix (banded archerfish)
Lineage: Eukaryota; Metazoa; Chordata; Actinopteri; Toxotidae
Gene: depdc7a
Product: DEP domain containing 7, paralog a
Exons: 9
Coding region: 143-1714 (523 amino acids)
Biological process (GO): intracellular signal transduction
Source: RefSeq, a predicted model, not a curated record